Molecule: messenger RNA, 4782 nt
Organism: Mirounga angustirostris (Northern elephant seal)
Lineage: Eukaryota; Metazoa; Chordata; Mammalia; Carnivora; Phocidae
Gene: CCDC85C
Product: coiled-coil domain containing 85C
Exons: 7
Coding region: 249-1553 (434 amino acids)
Cellular component (GO): apical junction complex
Source: RefSeq, a predicted model, not a curated record
CCGAACCCGGAGAGCGCCCGGCACGGCGGCCGCCGACACAGCAGCGGUCCUAGCUCGCCGAGCCCCGAGCCCCGCGGUUCACGGGCAGCCCCGGGCGGACGCUGCUGAGGGCGCGCGAGGCGGCGCGGGGCGGCCCGCACGCGCCCCCGGCCGCCCCCUGCCCGUGAGCGGACCGGCCCAGCGCCGCCCCGGCGCGGGGAGCGCCGGCCGGGCGAGGGCGCGGGCGAUGCCGCGGUGACGGCCCCGCCAUGGCGAAGCCCCCGGCGGCGGCGGCGGCGGCGGCGGCGGCGUCGGAGGAGCUGAGCCAGGUGCCGGACGAGGAGCUGCUGCGCUGGAGCAAGGAGGAGCUGGCGCGGCGGCUGCGGCGCGCCGAGGGCGAGAAGGUGGGCCUCAUGCUGGAGCACGGCGGCCUGAUGCGCGACGUGAACCGGCGGCUGCAGCAGCACCUGCUGGAGAUCCGCGGCCUCAAGGACGUGAACCAGCGGCUGCAGGACGACAACCAGGAGCUACGCGAGCUCUGCUGCUUCCUCGACGACGACCGGCAGAAGGGGCGCAAGCUGGCGCGCGAGUGGCAGCGCUUCGGGCGCCACGCGGCCGGCGCCGUGUGGCACGAGGUGGCCCGCUCGCAGCAGAAACUGCGCGAGCUCGAGGCGCGCCAGGAGGCCCUGCUGCGCGAGAACCUGGAGCUCAAGGAGCUGGUGCUGAUGCUGGACGAGGAGCGCGCGGCGCUGGCGGGGGCUGGGGGCGGCGCGGGCGGCGGCGGCGGCGGCGCGGGCUCCCGCAGCUCCAUCGACAGCCAGGCCAGCCUGAGCGGGCCGCUGGCCGGCGGUGCGGCGGGCGCGGGAGCCCGCGACGUGGGCGACGGCAGCAGCACGUCGAGCGCGGGUAGCGGAGGCAGCCCGGACCACCACCACCACGUCCCGCCCCCCCUGCUGCCCCCCGGGCCGCACAAGGCCCCCGACGGCAAGGCAGUAGCCACGCGCCGGUCCCUGGACGACUUGUCCGCGCCACCGCACCACCGAAGCAUCCCCAACGGCCUGCACGAUCCCUCGUCCACCUACAUCAGGCAGCUGGAGACCAAGGUGAGGCUGCUGGAGGGUGACAAGGCCCUCCUCGCGCAGUUGGCCCGUCCCUACGGCCGCCCGAGAAGCUGGCUUCAGCAGGCAGGCUCUGGAGAGUUCCGGACUCUGCGGAAAGGCUUCUCCCCGUACCACUCGGAGUCCCAGCUGGCGAGCCUGCCGCCCUCCUACCAGGACUCCCUGCAGAACGGCCCAGCUUGCCUGGUACCGGAGCUGUCCUCGCCCCCCUCCGCCGGCUACAGCUCUGCGGGACAGAAGCCAGAGGCUGUUGUGCACGCCAUGAAGGUCUUGGAGGUGCACGAGAACUUGGACCGGCAGCUCCAGGACAGCUGUGAGGAGGACCUGAGUGAGAAGGAGAAGGCCAUCGUCCGCGAGAUGUGCAACGUGGUCUGGCGGAAACUGGGGGACGCGGCCAGCUCCACGCCCUCCAUCCGGCAGCACCUGUCUGGGAACCAGUUCAAGGGGCCUUUGUAGGGCCGCGCCUCCGUGGACGUGGACUGGCCCCGCGGGGCGCCCAGGACAAGUCGCAGCCACCACGUUCGUUUCCUGUGGUGAAUUGUACAUAGGCCGCCGCCCGCCGUGGCCCGGGCACCCUCCGUCUCCCUCCUCACACACCAGCACACGGAGGACGAGAGGCUGCCGGCCGGGCCCCGCGGCGGAGCGGCCCCGACAGCCUCGUUCCUGCUCUGGGGCCCCACUGCCGAGAGGCCGAAGGCCGCUCUGGGACGCCGGGUCCCGGGUCACCCCAGGCUGGGCCCGGCCUUGGCGGAGGGGAGCCUUCCACCCCCGGGCUGCCACCCGCGCUGGGCAGAGGCCACUGGCCGCGAGACCUGACGCAGGGGGCACCGCUUCUCACCCCUCCGCUGUGGCCUGACCACCAGCUCACCGAGCACUGCGUCCCGAGUCGCGGACAGGGAAGCUUGGUGUGAGUGGCCGGCUGGAGGCCCCGAGGCCCUUCCUUUGGCAACCCCCCUCCCCCACCCCCAUGCCCAGCUCCCUGCUGCAAGCUGCUGCUUGGUUUCAGGGUUCUUGCCCCCAGCCCCAAACACACACACUCGCUGCAGAGUCCCCCCACCCCGGGCCAGGUCGUGCCCUAGGUUUUCGGGGCCCUCCUGCCCAGUGCCCGAGGCCUCUCCAGUUCUGUGGUUCCCAUGACGGGCCAGGGAGGUAGGAGGCUGAGCCCCACGCUCGCUCUCUCUAGGUGGGCAGCACCGGGCUGAGCUGGGCCUCUGGUAGCCCCCAGAGCCCGGCCCUAGCCGGGGUCGCUGUGGACAGAGCUGCACGGACUGGCCCUUAGGAGACUUCUGCCCUCUCUGGAAGGAGCCUGAUCUGGCUCUGGCUUUAAUUGGCUGUGUGACCUUCAGCAAGUCACUCCGCUUCUCUGGGCCCCUGGUGGGAAAACGAGGUCUCAGGUUCUCUGGGCCGUGCUCACCACCCAAGGCCACCGGCUUUGUUCAGCCUGGGCCUCCGUCACGGCCCGCGCGCCCAGGGGGUCCAUCCAGCCAGAGGCCGCUGCUGGCGGGGCUGGAUGGAGCCGGGGACUGAGUGGGCUUCCGCUUCCUUGCUGCCUCCUCAAAGGUGCUGUCACCUCCCCUCUCUGAGCCUCAGUGUCCUCCACUGGAGAAGGGACGGCCUCAGGCCCUCCUCGCAGGGCUCGGGAUCAAACGAGACCUUCAGUGUAAAUGACCAUGUACAAACUAUAGAGUGUGAUAGAGAAACGUUGAAAUGGUGGGGCAGGUGAGGCCCAGAGGGUGGGUGAUCGGGGGCACAUUACAGACGAGCUCCCGGAUGCUGGGAGGUGGGCGGGCCACCGUGAAUGCUGUUGGCCCUGGCCCUGACGGCCACUCGGUCCCUCCCUCGUCCCCCACUGUCCGGUGGUGCUCAGCUCCGUGCCGCAAGCGCUUGAAGAGCCCAGAAGAUGGCUUUUGCAGCAGGCAGGCCUCGUCCAGGCCCGCAUGACGGACGGGGGCCAGGCGAGGGGAUGGGGGAGGCCACCCUGUCCCUAGAGCCCCAGCGGGAACUCUGCGCCCUUGCCGCCAUCUGUCGGCCAUCGGCACCCUUGGGUCGGUCGUACACUCAGGGGAAAGGCUCGCAGCCCUCGUUGUGCCCAGGGAGUGCUAAGUGGGUGCUGGUGACAGCGACAGGCAUGUUCCUCUUGCCCUGGGUGUUACAGGGAGCUCUGGGCUCUUCCUGGAGGAAGCUUGCCAGCAGGUCAGGUGGUGAGCUACCUGUCACUAGGGGUAUGCAUUUGAAGCUGGGGAACACCCUUGGUCAUGGUACCAGGCAAUUCUUGCCCUAGUGGGCAGUGAGCUGGGGGGCAGAGGCCCCCCUCUGGAUCUUGGGAGUCCAAAGAACCACAGAGCAGCCCGGGGGGGCGGGGGAUGGGUCCAUUUUGGGUGGAAGCCACACCUGGGAGCCCAGCUGUCAUGUCUGGAUCAGGUUGGCUUGGCCACCACUGAAAAUAAGCAAUAAGUAAGGGCUCCUGGUAUCUGCAGACCUGCAAACUGGCCCAGGGAAGAACAGCUUUGACGGGACCGUCCCCGCUCCGGAAGGAAGGGACCCUGUCCCUCGUGCUGUGGUGGCGUUCAGGGGUCAGGUGGAGCGUUUCUGCCUGGACCCUCCUGUACCCCGUGGAGGCAGCAGAACCAGGCGCAGACCCACCGCUGCUCGUGUUCCUGAGCCAAGUGCAUGGGGAUGGCUUUCAAGGACAGAACUGUACCUGUGACAGUCAUCUAACGUAAUAAGCUGUUAAAAAAAAAAAAAAGAGCCAGCAGCACCCCUGCCUGACCCCACGGGGCAGGGGGUGGGUGGGUGCAGUGGGAGCCCACAGGCUGGGAAGGGUCAGAGGAGCCUCACGAAAGGGGCAGCCAGGGGCCAGGUGAGCACGAGUCCCAGCCCUGCCAGCAACACGGACGUGUGUCUGGUGACGUCGGGUGACCCUCCUCCCCUCCGGAGCCUUAGCUGUAGCAGCUCACGGUGGGGGGAGGGGUGUUGCUGAACUUGGUGCCCCUUCAUAAAGGUCCCUUUACCUUUCAGAUACUCUGAUUCUAGAUCCUGAAGCCCCGUGUGACACCUGGACUGGGGCUUCAGUUCCCACUGUGAUGGAUGUCACCCUUCCAGCCUCACGCCAGGUGGCCAAGCCCAUCCUGGGAUCAGAGUCUGCUGAGCACAUUUUUUUAGGGUGGCACAUUUUUAUCCAAAAGUUACUAGCUACACAUCAGUGUUUAAAGAGAAAAAAGUGACCUUUCAUUUUUUUUUUCUUGGAAACUUGAGAGGAAACAAAAUACAUACUACUGAUUUUUUUUUUUUUUUUUUUUUAAGAAACAAGCUAAAUGCAUGACUGCAGAGCGGUAGAGGUGUAUAUUUUUCAUACUGUAGGGGGGAGUAUUUGUGCUGCUUUCUGGACUUGGGCUGGAACAUUCGGUUCCCGGCCCCGGGCCGUCAGCCAUGCUGUUUUCCAUGGUGGGUGACUGCCGUGGGAACCGGGGCCAGCCCCUCGCCCGGCUCCAGGAGGAGCUGGGAGCUGUGGACCCCUGUGCCCGUUUCUACCUUCCACUGAACCACUUUGAUUUGGGGAGAGAAAGAGAGAUAGAACUUUUGAUAGUGUGGUAAAAACAUUGAUUUGAACUAUUUUAGUAAAAGGAGGAACAGAAGAUUGUGAUCGUGUAUACUUUGCGCUAGAUAAAUAAAGGCUCUUGGCAAG